UUCCGCUUGGUGAAACCACGCAUGUGUUGAUCUGUGCUGCAGCAACGUGCAUCAGUUCCUCUCUGACCCCAGUGUUAAUCUGCAUUCACAGUGAGGCUCCUCCGGUUUUUUCUUAGCUGCUCGGUAUCAGUGUAGCUUAUUACAAAAGGGGGGGCUUCACCGUCUGUGGCGGGUUUUUUAGGGCCCUGUUAGGCUGUCUAUUCGGCAACAGACGCAGGAAAAAAAGGGAAAAACGAGCGAUACCAGAUCAAGCUUUCGACUCGCAUCGAUUUUGUUUUGGUUGAUUGAACUCCACCGCACGUCCGCCUCGGGUCUAGAUUUGGAGACCCGCUACUGCUAACGUGCGUAAUGUAUCAUAGAGAGGAAACCCAGUAAAUAGACGGACACGUCCAUCUGCCAUAAAGAGGAAACGAAGAUGGUGAUGAUGGCUUCACCAAAUUUAGCCUCCAAAUGCUCGACAGCAAUGGCGAAGCCUUCCCUCCCUCUGAAACUGUUUCUCUGGGUGUUUAUCGCCGUUAAUCUGCCUACAAGCUCCUUCCAGACCGAUGACGACGAUGAGGUGUCUAACAAGACGUGGGUGCUGACUCCCAAAGUGUACGAGAGUGACGUCACACACAUCUUAAACAGCCUACUAGAUGGAUAUGACAACAAACUCAGACCUGACAUCGGAGUCAAACCAACAGUGAUCCACACAGACAUGUUUGUCAACAGCAUCGGCCCAGUAAAUGCCAUCAAUAUGGAAUACACCAUCGACAUCUUUUUUGCUCAGACCUGGUAUGACAGAAGGCUAAAAUUCAACAGCACAAUGAAGGUUCUGCGCCUCAACAGCAACAUGGUUGGGAAGAUCUGGAUCCCAGACACGUUCUUCCGCAACUCGAAGAAAGCCGACGCCCACUGGAUCACCACACCCAACCGCAUGCUUCGAAUCUGGAAUGAUGGUCGGAUACUCUACACCCUCAGGUUGACCAUCGAUGCUGAGUGCCAGCUUAAACUGAACAACUUCCCAAUGGAUGAGCACUCAUGUCCCCUGGAGUUUUCAAGCUAUGGCUACCCCAGGGAGGAGAUUGUGUACAAGUGGAAAAGGAGCUCAGUUGAGGUUGGGGACAUUCGCUCCUGGAGGCUCUACCAGUUCUCCUUUGUAGGCCUGAGAAACACCUCUGAGAUUGUCAGGACCGUCUCAGGAGACUACGUGGUGCUGACCGUCUUCUUUGACCUGAGCAGGAGAAUGGGAUACUUCACCAUUCAGACCUACAUCCCUUGCACCCUGAUUGUUGUCCUCUCAUGGGUCUCAUUUUGGAUCAACAAGGAUGCAGUGCCUGCCAGGACAUCAUUAGGCAUCACCACGGUGCUGACCAUGACCACGCUGAGUACAAUUGCCAGGAAAUCCCUUCCAAAAGUUUCCUAUGUGACAGCCAUGGACCUGUUUGUGUCGGUCUGCUUCAUCUUCGUCUUCGCCGCACUUAUCGAGUAUGGCACGCUGCACUACUUUGUCAGCAACAGGAAGCCGAGUGCCAAAAAGGACAAGAAGAAGAAAAACCCGCUCCUGCGGCUCUUUUCCUCAAAGCAGACACCCACGGUAGACAUCCGUCCACGCUCGGCCACAGCCAUUCAGAUGAACAACGCCACGCACAUGCAGGAGCGAGACGAGGAGUAUGGUUACGAGUGUCUGGACGGGAAGGACUGCACCAGUUUCUUCUGCUGUUUCGAAGACUGCCGCUCCGGAGCCUGGCGGCACGGCAGGUUGCACAUCCGCAUCGCCAAGAUAGACUCAUAUGCACGUAUCUUCUUCCCCACUGCAUUUGGUCUCUUCAACCUGGUCUACUGGGUCUCCUAUCUCUAUCUCUAGGCCUGGGUGUGCAUCCAGCCUUAUCAUACAGUUCAUCAUAUUCUGCAUACGCUCUGUACCGGACAUUUUGAAGGAGGGGACCCACUGAAGCGAUUUGGUUUAAUUUCCCUAGUUUUAAUCUCUUUUGAAUCGAAGUCAUUUCAUUUGAUAGACAUUGCAAAUGUUGUAGCACUACAUUUUAAAUGGUAUGAGGAGGUUUGUAGAUGUGUUGUGAAAACAUUGACUAUGUGAGCGAUUAACAAAAGUCUUAGUUUUGUUUCUCUUUUCUUCAUGCUUUUAUUUUGGACUUUCUAUAUGAAAUUUCCUGCUUUUUUUUUUUCCUCAGUUGGAUCUUGAUUGAGACAAGUGCAUUCCCUCCACCAUAAGAAUUUAAAUACAAUUCAGAUCAUAACAAAUGUCUAUCUAAAUGACAAGAACUCCUAUCAUUUAUUUUCACUCUUUCAACUUAGCAUACCAAGACACAAAAUCUGAAGCACUUUAAUAGCUUUAUGUUAGUGACAAAGUUCAUUUUGAUGAUUCUUAUUAAUUUUAAAUUUAUUUAAGCUUAAUUGUUGGCACAAUUAUACACUGCAUUUUCUAUGUGUGGUCAGAGAGAGAUGAUGCUGUUUAUGGACAAUGUUCAACUGUACAGACACUGUAUAUAUUUUACUAUUACAUAGUGGUUUACAUUUAUUGCAUGCACCUUUUGGGCCAAAAACCAACAUGUUUUAUGGUCUUCUAUUGUUGGCUAUGGAAAAUACAAAAUGAGCACUGUUGACAAUAAUUCAGGAUUUCAUUAUAAUUUAGUAUUUUCUUUUCUAGGAAAAUUGGAAAAAUAAAUGAUUAAAAAAAAAAAAAAAAAAAAAAAAAGCCCAGUUUAUCCUUGUAAGUUGAGGAAUCGUCUUUGCUUACAGGUGGGAGGAUCAGCCCAGAAUUUCAGGCCUGACAACUGGUUUAAUCAUUUUCCUCGCAGCCAUUAACUUGACUCGACUCUGACCUCUCAUCCUCUCCUCGCUUUGCUGUUAAAAGGGAGCAUUUACAUAAUGAUACACUGAUGUUUUAUUUUGGUUAUGCAAGCUUUUACAUGAGAAACUGAACGAAAACAAGUUAGGUUUUCUGAUAAAAGCUCAUCUUUUUUUUGCCCUUUACAUCAGCACAGUAAUAACUGCAACUGCCUUCAAACAAAGGAAUUCAGACUAAUCUAAACUUUAAUGCAAACGUUAAUACCGACAGCUGUAGGGUAUUUUGAAAUCCCUGAAUACUCUUCCUUUUAUCUCUUAAGAUGAGCAGCAAAACAAUGAAACAAACCAAACAGCAAAAAAUGAAAUGAUAAUGAAUAAACUUAAUACCUGGUAAACUAGAAUAAAGCAUCUGUUUGUUUGAAGAACAGAUGUGUAGGUCGUUUUAAUCAAACAACUCACUUCCUGUCUGUUUGAGAAGAGACACACUAAAUAUGUCGAGAAAACUGAUUUUAGAAUUUUGCCCCUUUUUUUUUCCCCCUGUUGUUUUUGCUUUUACUUUUUCAUACAAAUUUGCAUUUAACCUUGUAAUGUCGCAUGAAAGGAGCCGCGAACACUGCGAAAGCAUCUGAACUGUACAUGUUGUGUAUGAUAGCACGUAACUCACGCGAAUCACGGAUCCGUUUUGACAGACACCAGUAUGCAACCAUUGAGACAGUGCUUCAGUGUGAUUUGAAAGCUCAUAAGGGAUAGAUGUAAAUCACAUUGUCUAUGUACAUAAAUUCUAAAGGGAAGGAAACACUUGUCAAGCCCUUAGGAUUUUGUAAAAGGGUAUAUAUUUUGUAAUUUCAGCAUUGUUACAGUAUAUCAUCCUACAGUAUAUUAGACUUGUAUUAUGCUGGACUGACCAUGUAGAAUACUUGGGGGUAAAGGGGUAUUUAUUUAUUUAUUCAUUGCAUUGAUGGUAUUUAUUUAUCUAUUUAUAUUUUAUUGAAAGACAUUGUAGUUUAUGUCCAUAUAGCCCCUGAAAAGAAACACAGAAUGCUGUCAUUUAUAUCAAAGACACGUUUUUGUUGAUGUGUCAGUGGAGCUUGAGCUUAUUUAUCUUGUGUUUUCCAUGUUGUGGUCGAUGUACACUGCUCUCACAAAGGCUUGUCAAACUGUUCUAUCUGUUAAAUUAGUGAGUUGCAACAUUACCUGUUGUGCAGCUUCUGAAUAGUACACUUGAAGAUUUUGGAUUUCCCAAACCACCAGAAGAAGAAGAACAUUUACUUGUCUAAGUGACUCUUAAUUAUUUCCACUGUUUUUCCCCACCACCACAAGUUUUCAAUGGUCUUGAUAUCUGCCAUUGUUGAUAAAGCAUCAAGUGAUGAUACAUAUGCGUUUAUCAGAUUAUCUCCUGAAGUUCUUUCCAUGUUGUAUUUAAUGGUGGUCCUGUCGUGUUCCUCAGCUGCUACUUAGUGGUCAAAAGCCGUCCUCAGUGUGAACAUCGUUAGGGAAGUUAGUGUGUCAAUAGCAAUGUAGACUGGUAAUCAUCAGUGGUAGGCAGAAGUGUUAUCGAGUGAUUACAUCUUAUAAAGUGCCAAACUGACACACAUGCAACAGAUAAUAACAAAGUAACUGUAAUACCAUUUGUGAAUCCACUAAAACAAACAACGUGAGUGUUUUCUCUGAGGAAAUGCAACGCAAUGAAUGUUCCCUCAGACAGUAUUGGGUUUUUUUUUUGUUGUUGUUGUUGUUGUUUUGUUUUGGGGUUUUUUUUUGUUUGUUUGUUUGUUUUUUGUUUAGAUUUUUUAAUACAAUACAGAACCAAAAGCAUGUUUACCACCAAAAAAAAAAAAAAAAAAAGAAAAGAAAAAAGAAAAAAAAGAAACAGGCCAAUGAGACUAAAUUAUACUAUCAAGGUGAACUGGAGGACAUUUCUGAUUUAGACUGUAUCUGACUUUACCAACCCUUCUUACUGAUAACUGAGCAUGUCUUGUGUUUGAACAGUGGUGCAGAGAACAAACAUACUUCUUUUUUUUUUUCAUAAUGGUAAAGCUUGUUUAUUAGUUAUUCUAUUUUUCGUGUACUCUAAUUUAAAUGCAGAGAUAUAGCAGUGAAUGGGAGAUACCGAAGCGUGUUUGUAUUCAGUAGUGUGCAUGUUGAAUGUGUUUUCAUUCAAACAGGGAUGUUUUGAAGAAUUGGGACUAAUUCAAGCAUUUGCUUCAUCUGGACUUGCCUGCGUUGACAUGGACUUUUAUUACACUGUACCUAUUUUUUGAAAAAGUGAUUUUAUUUAUUUUGGGACCCACAAAUGAGACAUAUGUGAACAGCACAUGUAGAUAUUUUCUAUUGUUAUGUAUUUUGUCAAAUUGCAGAAAACAAAAUAAUACGUACUGGUAUUACAGAGCUCAGUAAACGGUAUCCAAGAACAAAAUAAAUUUCAUAUGAUCCUCAUACAUACAAUAUGUUAGUUGUUUGCCAUCUAUGUAUAUUUGAGUAUUGUAUAAAAGGGGCACUGAUCAGUUCUGUUAGGGCCUACAUAAUAUGCUAUACAUGUACUGGAAAAAAAUCCUUUUCAUAAGGGACUUGCACAUAGCUGUGGAAUUUUACAAUAAAACACUUGCAUUU
Messenger RNA from Scatophagus argus, 5397 nucleotides. RefSeq names its product gamma-aminobutyric acid type A receptor subunit gamma2 (gene gabrg2). The record is from RefSeq and is a predicted model, not a curated record. NCBI's taxonomy places the organism in Eukaryota, Metazoa, Chordata, Actinopteri, Scatophagidae. Gene Ontology annotation, cellular component: synapse; GABA-A receptor complex; dendrite membrane. Bases 416 to 1846 code for a protein of 476 amino acids. Gene Ontology annotation, biological process: synaptic transmission, GABAergic; chloride transport; signal transduction. The transcript has 10 exons. Gene Ontology annotation, molecular function: GABA-gated chloride ion channel activity; benzodiazepine receptor activity; inhibitory extracellular ligand-gated monoatomic ion channel activity.